CAGCAAACCACAAAGUAAAGGAAGCUCUGUGAAGAGAAAAACCCUUUUUUCCCUCGGCGAUCAGAAAACCGGAAGACGAAAGGGAGAUGGCGGGUAGAUUAGGAAGACGAGUAGUCCACUUCGCGAAUCUUCCAAUCAAGCUACUGAUGCCCAACACCUUCACUAACAUCAAGGAAAUCGCCCUCAAGACCGUCCCCUCAGCCUCCAAGAUCGAGAUCAAACGCGUCCUCGAAUCCCUCUACGGCUUCGACGUCGACAAUAUCCGCACCCUCAACAUGGAGGGCAAGAAGAAGAAGCGCGGCGGUUUCUUAUUCGCCCGACCCGAUUACAAGAAAGCUUACGUCACCUUGAGGACUCCUCUCUCCAUAUCCCAGAACCUUUUCCCCAUCCAGGUGAUCAAAGAGGAGAAGGAUGGGAUUAAUAAGACCAGUAAGAGUAAGAGCGUUGUUGAAGAAGGGGAGAAGAAGAAGCAUUGGCUCGACGGGAAGGUGAAGGAUGAUGGGAAGGAGAAGAGGAAAGGAAAGGGAUCUUACGCCUCCGCCCGCGGUGGUGGAGAGACUAAGUUUCCUUGGAGUAGCAUGAGGAAGGCUAGUUAGGAAGGUAGGAUUCGUGGGUUUUGUUAGGGUUUCUCUAUGAACCCUAAAUUGCCUUGUUGAAAAAGUGAAUUCAUGGCUUUAGAAAUCUCUAGUUA
Hibiscus syriacus is the source of this 691-nucleotide messenger RNA. RefSeq lists its product as uncharacterized. The transcript is spliced from 2 exons. NCBI's taxonomy places the organism in Eukaryota, Viridiplantae, Streptophyta, Magnoliopsida, Malvales, Malvaceae. Gene Ontology annotation, cellular component: mitochondrial large ribosomal subunit; ribosome. Gene Ontology annotation, molecular function: structural constituent of ribosome. The record is from RefSeq and is a predicted model, not a curated record. Bases 87 to 596 code for a protein of 169 amino acids. Gene Ontology annotation, biological process: mitochondrial translation.